AUGGCAUCGAUCAGCAAACGCCAGCAGGCGCGCAACGAGCGCGAACUGCAAGAGCUUCUCCGUGUCCCCGGCAACGGCCAGUGUGCCGACUGCGGUGCGCGAACUCCAGGUUGGGCGAGCUGGAACUUGGGCGUCUUCCUGUGCAUGCGAUGCGCAUCCCUCCACCGGAAGAUGGGCACGCAUAUCUCUAAGGUUAAAUCCUUGAGCAUGGACACGUGGUCAUCGGAUCAGGUUGAGAACAUGAAACGAAACGGUAACGCCACGGUCAACAAAAUUUACAACCCGAAAAACAAGAAGCCCGAUAUUCCUUUGGACGCAGACGAAGUUGAUUCUGCAAUGGAGAGGUUCAUUCGCAAGAAGUACCAGGAAAAGAGCCUUGAGAGUGGCCGACCGGAGCCGCCUUCGAGGAACGAGCCUUCACCUACUGUUCCACCCAAAUCGCCCGACUAUGAGCCCGCUGCACCCCAGGUGCCCGCAAAGAAACACCGCUUCUUUGGCUUUGGUCUACGCGCAUCCUCCUCAGCCCUUUCACUGUCGAAGCACGACAAGAAGAAGCUUCCGCCGGAGCCAAGGGUUGAUUCCGCCUUCACAAUUUCUGGGGAUGACUACGGGUCGAUAUCCAGGAUGUCAGAUGCUGGAGCCCGGAUGUCGGAUGCUGAGUUGGAGCUAAAACUUACGCAAUUGAAAGAUAUGGGCUUUCCUAAUCGAGAGAUCAACACCAGAAUGCUUCGUCGCUUGAAUGGCAACCUUGAGCGGACGGUCGAAGCUCUUGUUCAGCUAGGACCACAGCCGGCCGAGCGAACGUCCUCAGCCCAACGGGUCACGCCCCAGCCUACAGGCUCGUCCCGGACAAACGUGACCACGGCAGGAGGUUCUGAUUCGGCGCAGUCUGGCAUCCGAGCAAGCAAUACUGGUGCUUCGAGAGGAUCUAAUAAUCCCUUUGAUCAACCUGCCAGUGGUCAGGGCUUUGGCUUGUCGCUGGGCAGCUCUCAGCCGGCACAACAGCCACCGUCAGGGGUGCCUUCAGUUGGGAGCAAUAACCCAUUCGACCAGCAGACCCGGAGCCAGACCGAUAGCGGCUUGGUACAGGCAUUCCAGAACAUGCAAGUCACUCAACCCGUUACCCAGCCUCUAUUCCCUCACAGUACGGGUGGGUACCCUAAUCAGCAAGCUGGCGUGCACGACUCUCGAGUGCACACCAUGACUCCUCCCUUCGUGAUGCAAAAUUCACAGUAUGGUUAUACGGCCUCUCCUGCAGCUCUCCCUAACAACAACAAUCCAUUCUUCCAGCAGUCACAAUCUCCGCAAUAUUUACAGCCACAAGCUACCGCAACCAAUCCAUUCUUUGCACAACAACAGCAGCCCCAGCCCACGAGCAGCAACCCCUUCCUGAACAAUGCGCCUCAACAACCGCAACCAUCCAAUGGAUCCAGCUUCAAUCCAUUCGGCAUACCACCCUCUGGAGCGAGCCCACCACAAUUUUAUGCUCAGCAAUCUCAACCAGCCUCGACGGACUCAGGAGCCCAAAUUGGUGUGCCUGGCCUUUUCUCUGGCAGCAAUCCUUUCCAGCAGCAAAAUGCUCCACAGGCUCAACACCAACAGCAUGUCAAUAACCCAUUCCCCAACUUCCAGUAUGACCAGCAGCAAACCUCUUCCCAACAGGCUCAGCAGUUUCAGGCCAACCGCUAUUCGAAUCUGCCUCAAGGCCAAUCUCAAGGACAGCCUCAAUAUAUGCAGCAGGGUCAGCAAGUACCCAUGAUGGCACAGCAGACUGGCAGGUUUGACAACAACGCAAUCCUUGCUCUGUACAACUACCCAUCCCUAGCACCAGCGAAGCAGCAAACAUUGUCCUCGAUCCCCGAGCCCGGUAAUGAGCAAGCUUCGAACCAGAAUGCUACUAUGCCGGGUGGUACCAUGGCAGCUAAACGAAGCGCAACCAUGCCCGUGUCCAUGAGUAACAUGCAUUCGGCGGGCGGCGCUGGCAAUCUUGCAGCGAAUCGCAAUCCAUUCUUCCAAAACUCGACUCAAGUUCCUGCCGCCAACACGGGUAUUCUAUCACACUCCAGCCGCGAUAGUGUGGCUAUCAACAAUCUCGAGAGCGGGAGGCACAGUCCGGAUGCUUUCGCAAAUUUGAGCGCGCGAUAUGUAUAG
Molecule: messenger RNA, 2151 nt
Organism: Cyphellophora europaea CBS 101466
Lineage: Eukaryota; Fungi; Ascomycota; Eurotiomycetes; Chaetothyriales; Cyphellophoraceae
Exons: 2
Coding region: 1-2151 (716 amino acids)
Biological process (GO): intra-Golgi vesicle-mediated transport; endoplasmic reticulum to Golgi vesicle-mediated transport; endocytosis
Cellular component (GO): Golgi apparatus
Molecular function (GO): protein binding; GTPase activator activity
Source: RefSeq, a predicted model, not a curated record